UACGGUUUCGAGAAGACGCGCUCGCGGCGAGGUCAGUCCUGUGUGCUAAUACGUGAGUGAUACGUAGCAAAUUGUUGUCUUAAUUCAUUUUCAAAGAUACGCAUUAAAACGAAAUUUCACCCAUUCAGCUCGACAAGUCUGAAAUGUUACAGUUUAGGUGUUCACCUGUCCUGAAGGAGUUGUUUCACGUGAGCCUUAAGCGUCCGUUAGUCCAUAUCGCGAGACCCCACGCGCAGGCUUUCAGCACCGAUGGCCGCGUCAUCUCCAAAAUAAAGCCGUUUUUCGCCGCGGGAUCUCUCUCACACACUUCAGCAUGGACAAGAAGACUUUGUACAAAGACUGAAGGAGCGAUAGAACCCGGCGAGAAAGAUGGUACAGUCAAGGAAGCCGCCACGGACAAGAGAAGGAAGGCAGGGAUCAUGCCGAGUCUGGAGGAUCUGCUCUUCUACACCAUUGCCGAGGGUCAGGAGAAGAUUCCAGCCCACAAAUUUAUAACGGCGCUGAAGGCCACAGGUCUGAGAACAGGAGACCCCCGGCUGAAGGAGUGCAUGGAGAUGCUGAAGGUGACCCUGAAGUCCACGUCAGACGGAGUGAUGCUGGACCGCCACCUCUUUAAGAAAUGUGUCCAGAGCAACAUCGUGCUCCUCACCCAAGCUUUCCGCAAGAAGUUCGUCAUCCCUGAUUUCAAGACUUUCACCUCCCGCAUAGACGAGCUUUACGAGACUGGCAGGAACCUGUCCGGAGGUCAGGUUGCUGACUACAUUCCUCAACUCGCUAAGUUCAGCCCUGACCUGUGGGGCGUGGCUCUGUGCACGGUGGACGGUCAGAGACACACUGUGGGCGACACCAAGGUGCCGUUCUGUCUGCAGUCGUGUGUGAAGCCGCUGAAGUACGCCAUCGCGGUGCACGACCAUGGCACAGACUACGUGCACCGCCUCAUCGGCAAAGAGCCCAGCGGCUUACGCUUCAACAAGCUCUUUCUGAACGAGGACGAUAAACCCCAUAACCCGAUGGUGAACGCCGGAGCGAUUGUGUGUACCUCUCUGAUAAAGCAAAAGGCAGGCAAUGCGGAGAAGUUUGACUAUGUGAUGAACUUCCUGAAAAAGAUGGGGGGCAACGAGUACGUGGGUUUCAGCAACGCCACGUUCCAGUCUGAGCGUGAAUCAGGCGAUAGGAAUUUCGCCAUCGGCUAUUACCUGAAGGAGAAGAAGUGUUUUCCCGAAGGUACAGAUAUGACCUCCAUCCUGGACCUCUACUUCCAGCUGUGCUCCAUCGAGGUGACAUGUGAGAGCGCCAGCGUCAUGGCUGCAACCCUGGCCAACGGCGGCUUCUGUCCAAUCACGGGCGAGCGCGUGCUGAGUCCUGAGGCCGUCAGGAACACGCUGAGCCUCAUGCACUCCUGCGGCAUGUACGACUUCUCCGGACAGUUCGCCUUCCACGUGGGUUUGCCGGCUAAGUCGGGCGUGGCAGGUGGCAUCCUUCUGGUGGUUCCCAACGUGAUGGGUGUCAUGUGCUGGUCUCCUCCACUGGACAAACUGGGCAACAGCGUUCGAGGCAUCCAGUUCUGCCUGGAUCUGGUGUCUCUGUUCAACUUCCACAACUACGACAACCUGCGGCACUUUGCCAAGAAGCUGGACCCGCGGCGUGAGGGCGGCGAGCAGCGGGUGAGUGCGCUCUUUCGUUUGCCCGCCCACCUAUCCCUAGCCGCAUGCCCCAUCAACGCGCUACGCAGCGUCCUGUACGACAGCCCUACUAUGCGCCGAUGGAUUACGAGUGUCUUCAGCAAGAGCUGGCUCUCAAAGAUUCUCUGUGGAAAAAAGUCUCGCCCACCGAGUCCAACGAAGACUCUUCCACGACUGUGAUCUAUAGGAUGGAUCAAGUCGGAGAGCACAACUAAACACGCCUGCGCUUCGGCUGGAGUAAAGGGCUGUACGCCACGUAUUUACGCCGCACUGUGUUUAUUUGAUUUUAUUUUACGGUGUCUUGGUUUGGAACUUUGCAGCUUUUUUUUUUUGGUGUGUUUUUGUUCUUCUUCCUCUGUCUCAGGCAGACGCUUACACACCCAGAUUUUUAUCUUUUCUGUUUCUGAAUGAAUACGAAACCAAAGAGACGGACCUGAACCCAAGCUGGAGGUUAAAGAGGGAAGUGCUUGGUCAGGUUCAGAUGCAGGGAAAGGUGUCACAACGCUGAUCGCUCAGUCUUCUCUGCAGCACGGUGUUGGCAGACGUUAUGAGCUUUCCACACACACACACACACACACACACACACACACACACACGCACGCACGCACGCACGAUGUAUUGAUCAGGUGAUGUCACGGAGGUCACGCAGGCCUGCUCGCUUGCUCGCAUGACCCCCAGCGGUGCCUGUACAGGCUCUUUAAUCGGCUCGACACGUUUCAGCUCCACUCGUUCACUUGAGGAUCGUUCAAAAGACCUCGGCAUGAUGAACGCGGACACGACGAAAUGAGCUUCGCGACCCCUUGUACUCUCACGUUGACCUCCAGUCCUGCAGGUGGCGCUGUUACAAAUAUUACAACAGUUUCCAUUCGAAUGCGAAAGUCGUGCCUUUGUUUGUAAAGACCAAUCACAGACUCGGCCGCGUGCUGUGUUCCUCCAUUGAGUUUUAUCCACGGCGAGCGAAACCUCCGCACGGCAUCCAUUUACUUCUCUGUUACAUCAAAUUAUUCGCCAAACGUUGCCUCAACAGGAAGUUUGUUCAGCUUCCUCAAAAAGUCUUUCAUUUUGUAGCUUUUUUUUUUUUAAAUGUAGUGGCUUAGCUGCAACUACAUUAAAAAAGGAUUACCCACCGACCCCGCCCUCUAGUUCUCCACUGAUUGAGUUUAGUAGUCGUUUCAGAUUGGGGGCGGAGCUUAGUUUACGCAUGGUAAAAUGUCAAAGCCUAAAUGACUAAAGCCUGAAUGAGCCAGAUUGCAGUCCGAUCACAAGGCAAGGAAUCGUGGGUAUUUGUCAGAAAACACUUGAUACGGAAUGAAAACAUAACGUUCAGAGUAAAACAUUGUAGAAUUUAAAAACAAACAGUACUGACUGUACCGUGAAAAUGUACUGUGCUUAUUUAAAAUGAAAUAAAUAUUAAUAUAUAUGAACUAUUAACAAAUAUUAAAGAAAAUAAAUGAUCUACACCCAAACUGAACACACUCCAAAUAACAAAAAUAGAGACAUCCGAAACGAAUCAAAAAUGCUUCAAAUAACACGAAAAAAUGAGUCCGCGAGGGUUUUUAUCUCGCCUCUAGAGGCCGCUCUUGAACCGUAUAACGACAGCGGAGUCUUCUCAGACGCUCUCGCGAAGGACGCAACUUGGAAGAACUAUCGGUGUUUGUUGUAGGUGUAUUUUAUGGGCGGAGCUAACUAACCCGCUUAAGUGUAUACGAAAUAUACGGAGAAACGUCGGUAAAUCUGCGUAUCUCGUACUGGCUGACGCAUCGACACGUCGGAGUACGUUCCUUUACAUAUUAACCUUUUUUUAAAAAAUGAAUAACGGGGUGUCAUUUUUUACACAUCGCCUCGCUUCCCAGUGUGUUGUGUAUUAUUAACACAGCAGCGUCGAUCCCAGACCUCAUGCUGCUUCGUGUUCUUCACCGUUCCACAGCUUUUCUCUUCCGUCGCACCUUCACGCGUUGGGUCUAAAGCCCCGAUCAGGAAGCGCGAAAACAACACGGUGUCUGAGUAUAACGAACACGUGUUAUGUAGCUUUUAACGUUAUUCGACAGCCCCAGUUCUGGGUUUUUUGUUUUUGUUUUUUUUAAACAUUAUUCCAUGAAGGAUGGAUUUCGCAAUUCCUGAUCGAGCCUUUUGACCGUGGAUUAUUUCUCACGCAAGAAAAAUUAGCCUCACAGGUUAAAUCUUUUGUCGCUGUCUUGCAGCAGUAAUGAAACGUACGACAGCCACAAGGGGGCGAUGUCUGUUACUUUUUGUUUAUUUUUUCUUUCCGUGUGUGUGUGUGUGUGUGUGUGUGUGUGUGUGUGUGUGUGUGUGUGUUUAUGUUCAUGUUCACGAAUGUAUAAUAUUGUUUCAGUCUCAUUUUUCCAUGCUGACUAUGUCGUUAACCCACCUCACUGCUUUUUUUCAUUAUUUAAUGUUUGUAUCUGUGUAUACUGAACUGGAUUGUGUGUGUGUGUGGGAUUUUUGUGUUUUUAUGGGGGCAGAAUACAGUGAUUACUUGAACAUGGGAAAGUGAUCCCGUUCUCUAUGUUACUAACGUGACUACUCCAGUCAUGCUGCUCAUCUGUUGGUGCACAAAAGACGUAUAUAAUAUAUAUAUUUAUAGAAACAUAAACAUGCUUUCCUCACAGAAUUAAUACUCAAGUAUGUCAUGGAUGCUCUCUCUCACUGGCAGUAUUGCGCUCUCUCUGGCUGUUCACUUUCAUUUGCUGGCUGUUCAUUUAGUCUUAUUUUAUUUGAAUAAACUUGUGUAAACCCA
Ictalurus furcatus (blue catfish) is the source of this 4440-nucleotide messenger RNA. RefSeq names its product glutaminase b (gene glsb). The transcript has 15 exons. Gene Ontology annotation, biological process: L-glutamine catabolic process. The record is from RefSeq and is a predicted model, not a curated record. Gene Ontology annotation, molecular function: glutaminase activity; protein binding. NCBI's taxonomy places the organism in Eukaryota, Metazoa, Chordata, Actinopteri, Siluriformes, Ictaluridae. The coding region runs from base 144 to 1862 and encodes 572 amino acids.